Molecule: messenger RNA, 1963 nt
Organism: Arvicola amphibius (Eurasian water vole)
Lineage: Eukaryota; Metazoa; Chordata; Mammalia; Rodentia; Cricetidae
Gene: Ascc1
Product: activating signal cointegrator 1 complex subunit 1
Exons: 11
Coding region: 570-1640 (356 amino acids)
Biological process (GO): DNA alkylation repair; regulation of DNA-templated transcription
Cellular component (GO): nucleus
Molecular function (GO): RNA binding
Source: RefSeq, a predicted model, not a curated record
GUCAUGUCAAGGCUGUUGAUAAUUGCAUCAUCUCGUCAACGUUGACGUUCUGUGUUCUCAAAAGCACAACCCCUCGCCUUGGUUCUGUGCUGUCGGCUCCCGAUUAGCGACUUGGCAGAGGGUUGGGCCAAGCAUUUAUUUAGAAGGGGUGGUUAUAUUUUCUUUGGCACUUUGAAGUACAUGGGCUUGAAGACCCAGCCAUCUGUGAUGGGAACAUGGGUUGGACUUAACCACCGCUAGUUCAUAAGGGGCCUUUAUUUCCCAAAUAUUGAUUCAAGUGGUGACUAGGCGUUUCGCUUUUCUCAGGAAGUGAUGUAGCAGUUGUUAGGGCAGCGACCACCAGAAACUGUUCCUUCUCACUGAUGUGUUGGUCUGAGACUAUGUUAAAUCAUAGGGAAAUUAGAUCUGAUUGUUAGGUGUGCAUUUCUAGCGCCUUUAUAAACAUACUUAGCACUCUUCCGUGGAUAUUGUUUGAAUGGUUCCUCAUUUUGUUAUUAUGUUGGAUAGAAGGAACGAAGCACUUUGCCUAUGGUUAGGACUUUACUAGAAUAUCAUUUGCAGAAAGUGUCAUGGACGUUCUCCGCCCACAGAUUAUAACAAUUGAUGGACGGAAUUAUAGGAAGAAUCCCAUCCAGGAAAAGAACUAUCAGCAUGAAGAAGAUGAGGGUUUCUAUCAAGACUCCAUGGAAUAUUCUGAUGAGCCCUGUGAUGCUUAUGAGGUGGAGCAGACCCCUCAAGGAUUCCGGGCCACUGUCAGUGCCCCUAGCCUGCUCUACAAGCACAUAGUUGGAAAGAGAGGGGAUACCAAGAAGAAAAUAGAAAUGGAGACAAAAACAUCUAUUAACAUUCCUAAACCUGGACAAGAAGGAGAAAUUGUGAUUACUGGUCAGCAUCGAAAUGGUGUGAUUUCAGCCCGAACUCGGAUUGAUGUUCUUCUGGACACGUUUAGAAGGAAGCAGCCGUUCACUCAUUUCCUGUCCUUCUUCCUCAAUGAAGUUGAAGUGCAAGAAAGAUUUCUGAAGUUCCAGGAGGAAGUGCUGGCGAAGUGCUCCAUGGAUCGUGGGGUUGACAUCUCCAUUUUUCAGAAUCCCAAAAAGCUUCAUCUAACUAUUGGAAUGUUGGUGCUUUUAAGUGAACAAGAGAUCCAGCAGGCAUGUGAGAUCCUGCAGCGUUGUAAAGAGGAGUUCAUCAACGACAUUACUGGUGGCAAACCCCUAGAAGUAGAGAUGGAGGGGAUUGAGUACAUGAAUGAUGAUCCUGGUAUGGUGGAUGUUCUUUAUGCCAAAGUCCACAUGAAAGAUGGCUCCAACAGGUUGCAGGAACUAGUUGAUCGCGUGCUGGAGCGCUUCCAGACACUGGGACUAAUAGUGAAGGAGUGGACCAGUGUGAAACUGCACGCCACGGUCAUGAACACACUCCUCAGGAAAGACCCCAGUGCUGAAGGCAGAUACAAUCUCUACACACCAGAUGGUAAAUACAUCUUCAAGGAAAGAGAAUCGUUUGAUGGCCGAAACAUCUUAAAGACGUUUGAGAACUUCUACUUUGGUUCCCUGAAGCUCAAUUCCAUUCACAUCUCCCAGAGGUUCACAGUGGACAGCUUUGGAAACUAUGCCUCCUGUGGACAGGUUGACUUCUCCUGAAGUGGGUAUGGAAAACUCUAGAAGUGGAAUGUCUUCCUAAGGUGGAGAAGAGCAGAGAACCGUGGCUGCAGCAUCGGGAGCCUGGAAGUAUGGAGGCAGCAGGCACUCCGGCCUCCAGCUGACUGGCAGAGGAGGGAGCCGCAGCCCACACCCUCGCUUCUCCUCCUCAUCGUUUUCUUUCUUGUUCUUCAUUCCUUAUCCUCACGGCCCCUCCUUUCAGUGAAGUCUGCUCCUGAGCUCUGUGUCAAGAUCACCAUGCUGUGGAGAUUGGCUUCUCUAUGGGGUGGGACAGAACAUCCACAAAUAAAUGAGAUUCCCAAGUU